Plenodomus lingam JN3 is the source of this 933-nucleotide messenger RNA. RefSeq lists its product as uncharacterized. Lineage: Eukaryota; Fungi; Ascomycota; Dothideomycetes; Pleosporales; Leptosphaeriaceae. The record is from RefSeq and is a predicted model, not a curated record. Gene Ontology annotation, biological process: protein import into mitochondrial intermembrane space. Gene Ontology annotation, molecular function: protein-disulfide reductase activity. Gene Ontology annotation, cellular component: mitochondrial intermembrane space.
AUGUUUCGAACAGCACCCCGAUUGCUUGCGCACCCAGCGGCACGCGCUGCGCCACUGCGUUUCGUUGCGCCCGCAAGACGAUUCCUCAGCACAGCUCCGCCCACACAAAAGUCGAGAAGUUGGAAGAGUCUGAUGGCACGAUUCGGCAUCGCGGGUGGCAUACUAUACUACUACAACACAGUGGAUAUCUUUGCGGAGGAGCCAAGGCAUGCUCUGCAACCGGUGCCAGGAACCGAGGUCGAGACCCAACAUCUCCCCACUAUCGAAUCCAUCUCAGAAGAGCGCAAGAGGCGCCAGGCUGUACAAGCGCAAUUGGAGGCACAACAGCAGAAGGAAGCAGCACGUGCACAACAGAAUGCGCAGGCAUCAGGUGGUGAGGGUGGCAUUGAGGGCCUAGAAGAGGAGGCAGAUCAGCAGGGAGCGUUCAACCCGGAGACGGGAGAGAUCAACUGGGAUUGCCCCUGCCUCGGCGGUAUGGCGACUGGGCCAUGUGGCGAGGAGUUCAAGGCGGCAUUUAGCUGUUUUGUGUACUCUCAGGAAGAGCCCAAGGGGAUGGACUGUAUCGACAAGUUCAAGGGAAUGCAAGAUUGCUUCCGCCAAUACCCCGAAAUCUACGGCUCGGAAAUCGACCCCGAGGAGGGCGACGAGGAUGAUAUGGCCGCUGACCUCGCAAGCUCUGAAUCUGCGCCUGGCUCCUCAAGCAACAGUGGCUCGCCAUCUGCCUCCGAUGUCUCCUCAGACGCACAAACAGCACCCUCUGCAACACAGCCCCACAGACUAUCUGGCGAACAGGUUCGCCCAGGUCCCCACUCCGCAGAGAAGGUCGAAGCCAACCGUCGUGAGCUUGGCCUUGUACCCGAAAACUACCAGCCCAAUGCCAUGAAGGAUGCUUCGGGCGCGAAUGGCGCUGAGGACAGCACAAAGAAGAAUUGA